GAAACCCUAGUGUCUAGUUACCUAAACUCCAAACCGUAUACAUAGUACGUCCAAAAACGAAACGCAUUAACACCGUUUUCAAUUACACGUGCACGACAAUUGCACUCUUCCAAACGUCUUUGUAAAUACAACCUACACGUAUAUACAUCUAUACAAAUAUACUCACCGUUGUGUGUGUGUGUGCGUGUGCGUGUGCGUUUCAACGUUCGAUCAAUUCGAAUAGUUUCUUGUCGUUCCAAGUGUCGUGGUCAACGCUUCAAAAUGGUUUCCGUACAAAGGGUAUUGAUCGUCUUGUGCGUCGUCCUCUGCCACCUGAUGAUCGCGUCGGCUCAGUUCGACUUCGGUGACUUUUUGGCGCCCGCACAACAGCAGCCAAGCAACCGGGACCCGAGAGAAAACCGAGGACCAGUCACGUUCCCGGUCACACAACCGGGUUCAGAAACGAGCGGCGUAAUAGUGGGCGCUUCGGGUUUCGGAUUCGUACCGCCCGGCGGCAACAAACGACCACAAGGUCAGGGCCUUUUCAGCUUAUGGUAGACCAGAGAUCCUAAAGAAAAAUCACACAAGUCGAUUGAAUUUCCUACACGUAUCAUUGGCAACGGAUAGCAAAUACUUGUAAAUAAGAUCUCUAUCUCUGUGUUAAUUCUUUAGAUCACAACGUUAAGUAAAUCAUAAUAAAAAUAAUCCACACAUA
Messenger RNA from Sipha flava (yellow sugarcane aphid), 694 nucleotides. RefSeq lists its product as uncharacterized. The record is from RefSeq and is a predicted model, not a curated record. NCBI's taxonomy places the organism in Eukaryota, Metazoa, Arthropoda, Insecta, Hemiptera, Aphididae. The transcript has 4 exons. The coding region runs from base 262 to 537 and encodes 91 amino acids.